Molecule: messenger RNA, 1260 nt
Organism: Dioscorea cayenensis subsp. rotundata (Guinea yam)
Lineage: Eukaryota; Viridiplantae; Streptophyta; Magnoliopsida; Dioscoreales; Dioscoreaceae
Product: probable serine/threonine-protein kinase PBL7
Exons: 6
Coding region: 1-1260 (419 amino acids)
Biological process (GO): protein phosphorylation
Molecular function (GO): ATP binding; protein kinase activity
Source: RefSeq, a predicted model, not a curated record
AUGGCGGAGCUUCGCCGGCGCUCGAUGAGAUCGGGAGACGAAGCUGCGGAGCCGAAGGCUUUAUUUGGAUUCGGGAGGAGUGCUUUCAAGAAGGAAUCAACUUCUGUGGCCGCUCGUGCGGUCACCGGUAAAUCACCUGAAAAUGGGCAGCAGAAAGGUCAAUUAGCAAUGAAUAAUGUAGAACCAGGGAAUGGAAACAACAUUGCAGCACAGACAUUCACUUUCCGGGAUCUCGCUGCGGCAACGAAGAAUUUCCGAUCGGAAUUCUUGUUGGGUGAAGGAGGAUUUGGCAGAGUUUACAAAGGAUUUCUUGAGAAAAGUAACCAGUUUGUGGCAGUAAAACAAUUGGACAGGAAUGGUUUGCAAGGGAACAAAGAAUUCCUUGUAGAAGUUCUAAUGCUCAGCCUUCUUCAUCAUCCAAAUCUUGUAAAUCUAAUUGGAUAUUGUGCCGACGGAGAUCAGAGGCUUUUAGUUUAUGAGUACAUGACUUUGGGCUCGCUCGAAGAUCAUUUAUUAAAUAUCUCGCCGGAUAGACAACCAUUGAGCUGGUACACAAGAAUGAAAAUAGCAUUCGGCGCAGCAAAGGGACUGGAGUAUUUGCAUGAAAAGGCAAACCCACCGGUUAUAUAUCGAGACCUCAAAUCAUCGAACAUUUUACUUGAUCAAGACUUCAAUCCAAAACUUUCUGAUUUCGGUCUUGCUAAACUUGGUCCUAUUGGUGAUAAGAUUCAUGUAUCUUCAAGAGUGAUGGGCACUUAUGGUUAUUGUGCUCCAGAGUAUGCGAGAACUGGUCAGCUUACACUCAAGUCUGAUGUUUAUAGUUUCGGAGUUGUUCUGCUUGAGAUGAUCAGUGGCCGACGAGUCAUCGACACUACCAAGCCAAUAAAUGAGCAAAAUCUCAUCGCUUGGGCACAACCGAUGUUUAAGGAUCAGAAAAGAUUUCGGGAGCUUGUUGAUCCUCGGCUUCACCAGAAUUUCCCUCAGAAGGCAUUGAAUCAGGCGGUGGCCGUGGCCGCAAUGUGCCUACAAGAAGAGGCCACGGUACGGCCUUUGAUAGCUGAUGUUGUGAUGGCAUUGAGCUUCCUUUCGACCGAACCAGUGGGGAGUCCUGCUCCUCCGGCGGUGGUCGUGAUGGAUGAGAGUAGGCGGAGCCAUUGCUCGCGCUCGCCCUCACACUCGUCUGAUGAUGCAAGCGACAUUCAUCAUAACAGUUCAAGUUCUAGGAGUAGCAAUGCAUCAUAUCAAGAAGAAAGUGAUUAA